This is a messenger RNA of Racocetra fulgida, 483 nucleotides long. The record is from the annotation of a GenBank genome assembly. NCBI's taxonomy places the organism in Eukaryota, Fungi, Glomeromycota, Glomeromycetes, Diversisporales, Gigasporaceae.
UAACAGCCUAUGAGAUGGAUUUAGCAUGGUGGUGUUUGGAUGAUAGUACAGAGAAAGAAGAAGAUGUUGAUAAAGUUGAGAAUAAAGUAUCUUGUAAAGACCCGAAGUCUGAUGCAAAUUGUGAGACAAGUUUACUCGAAUGGUUCUGGGAUAAUGCAGAUUGUAAUGAUUUUGUGAAAGAGGUAGAGAAUACGAAGGAAAGGGCAGUUAAAGCAAGUGAUGAAAAGGAGAGUAGUGAAAACAAGAAAAAAGAGGAUGUGAGUGGAUUGUAUAGUAUCGGACAUUGUGGUAAUGAAAAGAAGGAAAUUAAAAGUGGAGUCAAUAAUGAUGAUGUUUUGGAUGGUGACUAUACUAUGACCUACGAUGUAAUGAAUGUAUAUUUCAGUAAUGAUGGAAACCGGGUAUGCGAAAUAAAUGAAAAAUGCUGUAGCAUACCUGAAGAUGCUGAGAAAAUUGAUGAAACGAUCGUCGAAAUGGAUAAUC